CCAACUCAAUCAUCAUCACUCCAUUAAAAUCCUCAGUCCUCAAGCUAUCUUUGAACGAACUCAUCAAUUGAUUUUCUUAAUAUUUCGUCAUGUUGAAGGUCUGGAAAUGGUAUCAGACAUGUUUGGCUGUUCAUCCAGUUAAGACCCAAAUCAUGAGUUCUGGUAUUCUAUGGGGACUUGGAGAUACUGCUGCGCAGACCAUAACUCACUCUAGAAGGAUAAAACCAAAUGUAACCCAUGAUGACGAUGAUGAUGAAAAAUUCAAGAUGAAUUGGAAAAGAGCAGCUAUCACUAGCGGGUUUGGCUUCGGAUUUGUUGGUCCAAUUGGCCAUUUCUGGUAUGAAGGUCUAGAUAGACUGAUGAGAUCACGACUAAAAUACCAACCAACAUCGUUACGAUUUGUUGCCGGGAAACUGGCACUUGAUGGUUUGAUUUUCGGACCACUAUAUGGGGUCACAUUCUUCACUUACAUAGGAUUUUCUACUGGCAAGAGUGUAGCUCAAGUUGAAGAAGAUGUUAAGAGGGAUCUUAUACCCGCAUUGGCUGUAGGAGUUGCAUUUGGACCAAUCCUCCAGUUUGUGAAUUUUCGGUUCGUUCCGGUAAUAUAUCAACUUCUUUAUGUAAACAUGUUUUGCUUGUUAGACAGUGCAUUCAUGUCAUGGAUUGAACAACAACAGAAUGCACCUUGGAAAAAAUGGUUCUCAUCUCUUCUUACUUCUGAAGACCAACAAGAAAGCAAGGAAUGCUAGUGCGCUGAUGAAUUUCUCGAAAUAAUGUAAUCUGUUGAUAAUGAGUUCUUACAAAUUUUGAUUGAAACUUGGUUUGUGUGUUCUUAAAUGAAACUUGGUUUUUGCGUGUUAAUGAAUUUGAAUUCACUAGUGAGCCAAAUUAAACAAUAACUGGAUUCAUUUCUUGAUCA
This is a messenger RNA of Papaver somniferum (opium poppy), 919 nucleotides long. RefSeq names its product protein Mpv17-like. Gene Ontology annotation, cellular component: cytoplasm; membrane. The transcript has 2 exons. NCBI's taxonomy places the organism in Eukaryota, Viridiplantae, Streptophyta, Magnoliopsida, Ranunculales, Papaveraceae. Bases 90 to 749 code for a protein of 219 amino acids. The record is from RefSeq and is a predicted model, not a curated record.